AUGACUGCAGUCCUGACCGACGGCGUCCAACUCGAAACGCUUCUUGCCACCGUCUUCCACGCGCGACUUGGUGCCUCAUCUCACUUGAAUGUCCUUCGACAGUCUGGUGGCAACGACGGUGUACAUCUCGCGAUCGGGCCUCGCUGCGGUUCCCUUGGCGGUUCGUUCGCGGAUGUGAGCGCUGGAGUUGUACUCAGCAACUACAGAACUAUCGUCGCGUUCGGCGACUCGUACACAGAUGGCGGUAAACAUGAUGGUUCACCUUUAGACCCUCCCGUUCUCGUCCCGCCCGAUGUACUAGCUGGUGGUAGGUCCACGAACGGCCUUGUCUGGGUGGAACAUCUGGCGAACGAUGUCAGCGCUACGAUCAAAGACUAUGCCAUCGCUGGAGCGUGUACAGACUUGAGUCUAUGGCCUAGCAACCCCAGGAAAGUGGACUUCUUGAUGGAGAUGGACACGUUCUUAGGCCAGAAUAACAACCUCGACCCAGAUACAACGUUGUACGCGAUAUUCUUCGGCAUCAACGAUUUUGGUGAUUAUAACAGCGAUGGCAACCAUAUGCCCCAGGCUGCCCAGGUCGUCCUUGACCAAAUUCGAAUUCUUUCCUCUCCGCCUACCAACGGUCGUUCAUUCCUUGUCGCUGACGUCUAUGGGCUCCAGGUCCACUCCACGGACGGAGAACUCUGGAAACAGCAGAUAUUCGACGGCCUUUCCCAGUUCCACGCGAACAACGGGCUGAACGUAGCGUUCAUCGACUUUUCCAGAAUUUGGGAUGCCGUCCUCAACCCACAGGUUCCACCAGGUUUCAGAGCGUUCGGGUUUACCAGCACAGAUCCCUGUUGCGCCGUUUCGCAGUGUACUGUCUCGGGGGAGUGUGCCGACCCGGAUCACGCCUUUUAUUGGCUCGUCAACCAUCCCUCCAAGGAGACUCAUCGCAUCAUGGCAGACUACGUUGAAGAAGUGUUGGAUAAUUGCGCGGUGUAG
Molecule: messenger RNA, 984 nt
Organism: Pleurotus ostreatus (oyster mushroom)
Lineage: Eukaryota; Fungi; Basidiomycota; Agaricomycetes; Agaricales; Pleurotaceae
Exons: 8
Coding region: 1-984 (327 amino acids)
Molecular function (GO): hydrolase activity, acting on ester bonds
Source: RefSeq, a predicted model, not a curated record